Molecule: messenger RNA, 1491 nt
Organism: Mesoplodon densirostris (Blainville's beaked whale)
Lineage: Eukaryota; Metazoa; Chordata; Mammalia; Artiodactyla; Ziphiidae
Product: glutamate decarboxylase 1-like
Exons: 15
Biological process (GO): carboxylic acid metabolic process
Cellular component (GO): cytoplasm
Molecular function (GO): pyridoxal phosphate binding; carboxy-lyase activity
Source: RefSeq, a predicted model, not a curated record
AUGGCUGAACACGUGACACCAGACACUGGACGGAUGAGAUCACAGCAGUUUAUUAAUCACAAAUACUCACAGCCUGGGGGAGGAGGACACCCCAGCCGGGCAGGACCACAUUGGGCUGCACUUGGGAAUAGAGCAAUCAACAAGGGGCUGGAGGAGAUGGGCUCUGGACCAUCAAAAAGGUAUUCUUUUCAAGUAGAUAUUAGAUUUUCACUGUACGUGGAUUUCAAGGAGUGUGGAUAUAGCCUGGCAAGACAUCCACGCUAUUUUAACCAGCUCUCCAGUGGGCUAGAUGUGAUUGGACUUACAGGGGAAUGGUUGACAGCCACUGCAAAUACCAACAUGUUUACCUAUGAAAUAGCUCCAGUAUUUACUGUCAUGGAAACAAUUCUUCUUAAGAAAAUGUGUGAAAUUAUUGGCUGGAGAGAAACAGAAGCAGAUGGAAUAUUUUCACCUGGUGGGAGUAUAUCAAACCUCUAUGGUAUAUUAGUAGCUCGUUCUAAGCAAUAUCCAGAGAUAACAACAAAAGGCAUGACAGCACUUCCAUGCAUUGUAUUAUUUGUUUCUGAACAAAGUCGGGUCAAUAUUCAGUAAAAAAAAGCUGCAGCAAUCCUUGGUAUGGGAACUGAUAAUGUAAUUGAAGUAAAAUGUGAUGAAAGGGGAAAGAUGAUUCCAGCUGAGUUAGAGAAAAAUGUAUUACAAGCUAAAAGGAAGGGCCAAACUCCUUUUUAUGUCACUGCCACAGCUGGCAGCACAGUGUUCGGGGCCUGCAACCGACUCCACGACAUCGCAGAUAUUUGUGAGAUGCACAAACUCUGGAUGCAUGUGGAUGCAGCUUGGGGAGGUGGAUUGUUGCUGUCCAGAAACCACUCCUAUAAACUCAGUGGCAUUGAAAGGGCCAACUCUGUGACCUGGAAUCCACAUAAAUUCAUGGGUAUCCCCGUUCAGUGUUCUGCUAUCCUGACUGGGGAAAAUGGUCUUCUCGGAGCAUGUAACCAGAUGCAAGCUGGAUACCUUUUCCAGCCUGAUAAACUCUACAAUGUUGACUUUGACACUGGGGAUAAAAGUAUUCAGUGUGGCCAACAUGUUGAUAUCUUUAAGCUCUGGUUAACGUGGAAGGCAAAGGGAACCUAUGGCUUUGAGGCACAGAUCAACAGAUAUAUGGAACUUGCAAAAUACUUUUAUAAAGUUUUAAAGAGAAAAGGUAACUUUAAGCUAGUAUUUGAUGCAAAGCCUGAGUUCACCAAUGUCUGCUUCUGGUACUUCCCACCAAGACUUAAACAUAUCCCCCCCCCCAAAAAAAAAAACAUAUCCCAAAAAAUUGCUCCAAACAUUAAAGCAUAAAUGAUAGAGGAAGGCACAGCCAUGCUAAACUACCAGCCUUAUGGGGACAAAGUAAAUUUUUUUCGAAUGGUCUUUUCUAAUCCUGUCACAAGACAAACUGAUGUAGACUAUGUUACUGAUGAAAUUCAAAGACUUGGGAAAGAUUUAUGA